AGACGAAGUGUCUUGCAACAGUGGGCCGAUUCAAUCGCUGGAUCUCUUCAUUAUCUGAGCAACCACUCCUUGACAGUGUGGAGUGCACAAUACCGGACUCUUUCUUGCGUUUCACCACCUUUGUGACAAGCUGUCAAAGCACAACUCCGAGCACGAUUAUCUACAUUAGAUUUGUGUUUGAUGUGCCCAUCCACCAUGUUUCAGUCGAGCUUGAUUCUGGCGUCGCUCACGGAGGUAAAGGAAGAUCAUCAAUUCCGUGCGAAAAGGCAAAAGGAUAAGAUUGUCCGCUGCCAGCUGGAUGCUAAUCAAGAUGGAUCAAUUUGGAGCUAAUCAGGUGCGUCUCUCUCGUCAAGAGUUAUAUAGUGCCCGAGAAGGCCGCUGGAGCUUAUUACAAAGCGGCUCCUAGUAUUCAGAGCCUUCCGAGCGCAUUCAUAGAUGGAUAGGGGAUCGGGCCCAUGUUCAUACCGCACCAUGACACCAGACACUUCGACGCCCAAUCCUGAGGUACAAUAUGUGCUCCGCCAUCUUGGUGCCUAUUUUAAUUGCGUGUUUCUGGGUCCCCUUUAUGUCAGUCCAACAAAAUUGCGGUCGGAAUGCCUGCUAGAUCGAUUUUGCGUGGCAUAUCGAUAGGAGAGUUCCGUCGGCGCCAUUUUUAUUUUUAACCUUCUGUUCUCUUCCAUAUAAAAUCUCCAGAUAUGCCAUCUCGAUGUUCCCUGCAGCCGUCCAGACUACCACGGAAUCCGACGCAACAUGGAGCAGACAAGGUCCUCCGAGUCGAGGCGAUCUGUCAGCACCGUGGCUGGAGGACCAGCCCAUCGUGAGGAGUCAAUGUGGCAGACGCUAACACGGCGGUCGACAUAUUCCACGCACGAGGCCGACAGAGAGACCUAUGAUGUCGACAAGGACUACACCGAGUCUGAUCCAUAUGAUCCCACUUGGGACAUGGCCGGCGAAGUCAAGAGAAGGCAUGAACAAGACCAGGACAGCGGCCUCGGAGAACGAAAACUCGGCCUCACGUGGAAAAACCUUUCCGUCUACGGUGAAGGCGCAGGCACGGUUGUCCACGAAAAUGUCUUGUCGAUGUUCAACAUCCGUGCUCAGAUGGCCGACGCCAGGGCGAGGAAAGCGAAUGGUCUCAGGAAGACGAUCCUCGACAACUCGCAUGGUUGCGUCAAGCCUGGGGAAAUGCUUCUCGUUCUUGGCCGUCCAGGCGCGGGCUGCACGACCCUGCUCAACAUCCUGGCCAACGCUCGGCACGGCUAUGCAGAAAUCAAGGGCGAGGUCUUUUAUGGCUCCAUGGACCACAAACGUGCGAGCCAAUACCGAGGCCAGAUUGUCAUGAACACGGAAGAAGAACUUCAUUUCCCCUCCUUGACGGUUGGGCAGACGAUGGACUUCGCCACGCGGAUGAAGAUCCCUGCUCAUCGACCUCGAGAUGUGCCCAGUCCCAAAGAAUGGCAGGAAAGCUUUCGGGAUUUUCUUCUUCGCUCCAUGAGCAUCGAACACACGCGCGACACCAAGGUCGGCAACGAAUAUGUCCGCGGUGUAUCCGGGGGCGAACGAAAACGGGUUUCGAUCAUCGAAACGAUGGCCACGCGCGGAAGUGUUUUCUGCUGGGACAACAGCACCCGGGGACUGGACGCCAGCACCGCCCUCGAGUGGGCGAAGGCCAUGAGAGCCAUGACGGAUAUACUGGGGCUUUCUACCGUGGUCACGCUCUAUCAAGCUGGCAAUGGCAUUUUCAAUCUCUUCGACAAGGUUCUCGUGCUGGACGAAGGCAAGCAGAUCUUCUAUGGACCAAGGGAAACGGCCCGGCCUUUCAUGGAGUCCCUCGGGUUUGUCUGUGAUGAUUCGGCCAACAUAGGAGACUUCCUCACGGGUGUCACUGUGCCCACCGAAAGAGUGGUGAAACCGGGAUACGAGCAGCAAUUUCCUCGCACAGGUGCCACGAUCCGGGAGAUAUACGAUCAAUCCGACAUUAAGAAGCGGAUGGAAUUGGAGUACGAGUAUCCCGCCUCAGCCACCGCGAGAGAAAACACCACCGAGUUUCAAGAGGCCGUGAAGCAGGAGAAGGCCAAAAGCCUUUUCAAGAAAUCGCCGCUCACCACGUCCCUCAACAGUCAAAUACUGGCCUGCGUGGUUCGCCAGUAUCAGAUUCUGUGGGGGGACAAAGCCACCUUCGCCAUCAAGCAGAUUUCCUGCCUGGUCCAGGCCCUCGUCGCUGGAUCGCUAUUCUACAAUGCCCCGGACAACUCUGCAGGACUCUUUGUCAAAGGGGGUGCGUUGUUUUUUGCCCUGCUGUACAACUCGCUCGUCGCCAUGAGCGAGACCACCGACUCCUUCACGGGCAGACCUGUGCUGGCCAAACACAAACAGUUCGCCUUCUAUCACCCGGCUGCAUUCUGCAUCGCUCAGAUCACCGCAGACCUUCCCAUCCUCUUUAUCCAAGUGACCAUCUUCUCCGUGGUUCUGUACUGGAUGGUCGCGCUCAAGGCCACGGCGGCUGCUUUUUUCACCUUCUGGAUCGUGGUGUAUUCGGCAACGAUAUGCAUGACCGCGUUCUUCCGCCUUGUCGGCGCGGCGUUCAGCACCUUCGACGCCGCCUCGAAAGUCUCGGGUUUCGCUGUGGCGGCGUACGUCACGUACAUUGGGUACGAGAUCCCCAAGCCGCACAUGCAUCCUUGGUUCGUCUGGAUAUACUGGAUCAAUCCGCUGGCCUAUGCCUUUGAAAGCCUUGCCUCCAACGAGUUUCACGAUCGAUAUAUCCCGUGUAUUGGAACCAACUUGGUCCCCAGUGGGCCCGGUUACGACGCUGACACAAGGUUUGCCGCGUGCACUGGUGUCGGUGGCGCUCAGUCGGGAGCCAAUUUCGUUACUGGUGACCAAUACUUGUCCUCUCUAUCAUACUCGCAUUCGCACCUGUGGAGGAAUCUCGGCAUCGUCUGGGCGUGGUGGGCUCUCUUUGCCGCCCUGACAGUAUGGUUCACGAAUCGCUGGAAGCCCUCUUCAGGAGGAGGGGUGCUGCUUGUGCCGAGAGAGCGCAAGGCGCACGGCAAGCUCAUCGUCGCCAAUGACGAGGAAUCUCAACUCAAGGAGAAAGAGAUGGGGGCCGCCAGCACCAGCACCAGCAGCGCCAGCUCUGUGACACCUGGUGAGAAACAGACCGAGGAGACCGGAAGCAGGGAAGAACCCGCCGGUUUGAUGAGAAACACGUCGAUCUUCACGUGGCGCAACCUGUCCUACACCGUCAAGACCCCGUCUGGCGACCUGCAACUCCUGGACAACGUGCAGGGCUGGAUCAAGCCCGGGACGCUGGGUGCGCUGAUGGGGUCUUCGGGCGCGGGCAAGACCACGCUCAUGGACGUCCUGGCCCAGCGCAAGACCGAGGGCACCAUUCGCGGCAGCAUCCUGGUCGACGGCCGAGAACUGCCCGUCUCCUUCCAGCGGUCCGCGGGCUACUGCGAGCAGCUCGACGUCCACGAAGCGUACGCCACCGUGCGCGAGGCCCUAGAGUUUUCGGCCCUGCUUCGCCAGCCCCGCGACGUCCCCCGCGAGGAGAAGCUGCGCUAUGUCGACACGGUCAUCGACCUGCUCGAGCUGCGCGACAUGGAACACUCGCUGAUCGGCAAGGUCGGGGCGGGCCUGUCGGUCGAGCAGCGCAAGCGCCUGACCAUCGGGGUCGAGCUGGUGGCGAAGCCGCGCAUCCUCAUCUUCCUCGACGAGCCCACCUCGGGCCUGGACGGCCAGGCGGCCUUCAACACGCUGCGCUUCCUCAAGAAGCUGGCCGCCGCGGGCCAGGCGGUGCUGUGCACCAUCCACCAGCCCUCGGCGCAGCUGUUCGCGCAGUUCGACACCCUCCUGCUCCUCGCGCGCGGGGGCAAGACGGUCUACUUUGGCGAGAUCGGGGACAACGCCGCCACCAUCAAGGACUACUUUGGCCGCCACGGCGCGCCGUGCCCGGCGGACGCGAACCCGGCGGAGCACAUGAUCAACGUCGUCUCCGGGGCCCUGUCCAUGGGCCGAGACUGGAACCAGGUGUGGCUGGAAUCCGUGGAGCACGCCGCGGUGGGCGAGGAGCUCGACCGCAUGGUCGCCGACGCCGCCGCAAAGCCCGUCGCGGACACCGUCGACGACGGGCACGAGUUUGCCGCGCCCAUGUGGGAGCAGACGAAGCUGGUCACGCAGCGCAUGAACGUCUCGCUGUACCGCAACACCGACUACAUCAACAAUAAAUUCGCGCUGCACAUCGGGUCGGCGUUGUUCAACGGCUUCACGUUCUGGAUGAUUGGCGAUUCCGUCGCCGACCUCCAGCUCACGCUGUUCGUGCAGUUCAACUUUGUGUUCGUCGCCCCCGGGGUGAUCGCGCAGCUGCAGCCCCUGUUCAUCGAGCGCCGCGACAUCUACGAGACGCGCGAGAAGAAGAGCAAGAUGUACCACUGGGUGCCCUUUGUGACGGGCCUCAUCGUCUCCGAGGUGCCGUACCUGGUGAUCUGCGCGGUCCUGUACUACGUCUGCUACUACUACACCGCGGGCCUGCCCUCGGCCGCGAACAAGGCCGGCGCCAACUUCUUCGUGAUGCUCAUGUACGAGUUCCUGUACACGGGCAUCGGGCAGUUCGUGGCGGCGUACGCGCCCAACGCCGUGUUCGCGUCGCUGGCCAACCCGCUCCUCAUCGGCACCUUGGUCUCGUUCUGCGGCGUCAUGGUGCCCUACGCCCAGAUCCAGGCCUUCUGGCGGUACUGGCUCUACUGGCUGAACCCGUUCACGUACCUGAUGGGCGGCCUGCUGGUGUUCCCCCUCUUCGACAAGCCCGUGGUCUGCAGGGAGUCCGAGUUCGCCCUCUUCGACACCCCCGCGGGACAGACCUGCCGCGAGUACCUCGCCGACUUCAUGCAGGGCCAGAGCCCCGGCGCGAGGAUGAAUCUGACAAACCCGGACGCCACGCGCGAGUGCCGGGUGUGCCAAUAUACCAGGGGCAGCGACUACCUCUGGACGGUGAAUCUGAAGGAUUACUACUACGGUUGGCGAGACAAUGCGAUUGUCGUGAUUUUCGUCAUCAGCAGCUACGCCCUAGUGUACGCCUUGAUGAAACUGAGGACGAAGGCGACCAAGAAGGCCGAGUAAGAAGCCAUGCAAAUGUAUUUCACCGUGGUGAAUGAAUCCCAGGAGUUGUAAAUCGACUGCGCGGUCAAGAUGUAUCUACAAGUGGCUAGAAGGAGGGCAUCAUAAUCUUUGUGGACAUCGAAGAACACCAUGGGAAAAUGGUGUAGUUUCAGAAAGUCGUUUUUUGGGGCUGGAAGUUUCAAAUGCCAAUGCUUGGGCGAGUAUCGGAUGUAGAUCCCAGGGCGCUGAUAUAGAAAUAUAGACAUCUUUACUCCUGAGGAGUUGGGGGAGGAAAGGCUCAGCGUCAGGGAACUCGUUGGACAUGGUAUACCAUACUCAAAUACUGUAAUACUUCCCCUUGAACUUGGUAACCUGCACCAGACGGAGUGUUGACAGGUUCACGACCAACAAAUAACCUAUGAGGUCUAUACAGAAUACC
This is a messenger RNA of Cladophialophora immunda, 5542 nucleotides long. RefSeq lists its product as uncharacterized. The transcript has a single exon. Gene Ontology annotation, biological process: transmembrane transport. Gene Ontology annotation, molecular function: ATP hydrolysis activity; ATP binding; ABC-type transporter activity. NCBI's taxonomy places the organism in Eukaryota, Fungi, Ascomycota, Eurotiomycetes, Chaetothyriales, Herpotrichiellaceae. Bases 751 to 5124 code for a protein of 1457 amino acids. The record is from RefSeq and is a predicted model, not a curated record. Gene Ontology annotation, cellular component: membrane.